Molecule: messenger RNA, 2166 nt
Organism: Colias croceus (clouded yellow)
Lineage: Eukaryota; Metazoa; Arthropoda; Insecta; Lepidoptera; Pieridae
Gene: mre11
Product: double-strand break repair protein MRE11
Exons: 1
Coding region: 113-2005 (630 amino acids)
Biological process (GO): telomere maintenance; double-strand break repair via homologous recombination; double-strand break repair via nonhomologous end joining
Cellular component (GO): Mre11 complex; nucleus
Molecular function (GO): DNA endonuclease activity; 3'-5'-DNA exonuclease activity; manganese ion binding
Source: RefSeq, a predicted model, not a curated record
AUGCAGUGCUUGUUUCUGCCGGCUGCCGGUUUUGGCGGUUUCUACUUUUAUGUGUUUAUUAACUUUUCACUGAGAAAAAUAAAGUAACUACUUCAAAAUACAAAUAUAAUUCAUGUCCGAUAACAACAUGGUGCUAAAUGAUAAUGGUUGGUCUCCUGACGACACAUUGCGCAUCUUAAUCGCAUCUGAUAUUCAUUUGGGAUAUCAAGAAAACGACGCCGUUCGCGGCGAUGAUAGUUUUAUAGCUUUUGAAGAAGUUCUAUCUUCAGCUGUUCAGUAUGAUGUUGAUUUCGUACUGCUUGGAGGAGACCUGUUCGAUCAUGCCAAGCCCUCGCCGAGUUGCAUGUACAAAUGCACGGAAAUCAUUCGCAAGUAUUGUUUUGGCGAUAAGCCUAUAAACAUUGAAGUAUUAUCUGAUCAAUUGGAAAACUUUUCACGGGCUGUUAAUUACGAAGAUCCUAAUUUAAACGUGUCGUAUCCAAUAUUGUCUAUUCAUGGAAAUCACGAUGACCCUGUCGGUCAAGGCAGCGUCAGCUCUCUCGACAUAUUAUCUAUCACUGGUCUAGUCAAUUAUUUCGGCAAAUGGACUGAUUACACAAAAGUCCGGAUAUCUCCAGUGCUAAUUCAAAAGGGUGAUACUAAAUUAUCUUUAUAUGGAUUGAGUCAUUUGAAAGACCAGCGUCUCGCUCGUUUGUUUGCAGAAAAAAAGGUUGAAAUGGAUCUCAUGGAAAAUGGAGCAGAUUGGUUCAACAUACUUGUGUUACAUCAAAACAGAGCUGAUAGAGGUCCCAACAAUUAUAUUUCUGAAAGUGUGUUGCCCAAAUUUUUAGAUCUAGUUAUAUGGGGGCAUGAGCAUGACAGUCAGGUGUUCCCAAUGAAAGAUGUAAAAAGGGAAGAUGAAGGCUUCUUUGUUAUCCAGCCCGGUAGCACUGUGGCCACUUCUAUGGCAGCCGGUGAGGCCUUACCUAAACAUUGUGCGUUGUUGCAGCUUCACAAAAAAGAGUAUAUAGUCACACCAAUUCCCUUAAAAACUAUUAGGCCAUUCAUAUUUAAAACAAUUGUAUUAUCAGAAGAAAAUUUGGGUGAGGAUAAUGUUAAUGAAAAUGAAAAAGUACAAAAUUUCUUGAAAGUUAAAGUAAAUGAGGCCAUUGCUGAAGCAGAAAAACUUAGGAGUGGCGAUCCCAAACAACCAACCAUGCCCCUCGUUAGGCUCAGUGUUUUCUAUGAAAGAGAUGACCAGGAUUUUAACCGUGUAAGGUUUGGACAAAAUUUUAAUGGUCAAGUAGCGAAUCCUAAUGAUUUGUUAAUUAUGAAGCGGGAAAAGAAGAUCCGCGAUAAAAAAGAGCGUGUCUCUGAAGAUGACGAUACGGCGCCUCAUGUGGAAGUUACAUCAGAAGUAACAGAUGUUGAAACUCUUUUACAGGCUUACUAUGAUUCUCAACCUCCUGAAAAACAACUAUCUGUUUUAUCCGUUCGUGCCAUCACUGAAGCCAUUAAAGAUUUCACAUUAAAACGUGAUGAUGAUGUGUUUCGUCGCGUUCUAGAUGCGCAUCGCCGCCGCUGCGUCGAAUCACUCCUGGAAUCUACAGCUGAAACCGAAGAAGAGAUGAAUGAUCGUAUGCGAAUGUGCAAAGAGGCGUUAGACGCGGCUGACGCCGAUCAGUUGAAGAGCUUAAUAGAUGCGGCGAGUGCGAAAGAUGAGGCCAAGCGUAAAGAUGAGAAACAGUUAAUUGUACUAGUGAAAAGGGAGUCUAUAGUGCUGUCGAGCGACGAUGAGAGCACAUCCACGGGCCGCGGUCGCGGUAAAGGUGCGCGUGGAGGGCGCGGGCGCGGGAGGGGCAAGGGUCGAGGCAAGUCCCCGCAAGCCGCGCCGCCGCCGGUGCCCGAGCGACGGACGCCCAAGAGAUCAGCUGCACAGAAAACUACAUCGUGGCUUCAAAGUCUCACCAGUGAUCGUACGUUACGUCGCCGCAAAGACUCUUCCGAAAUUGAAAUCUCUGAUUAGUGUAUAAUAUUUUAUCUCAUAAGUAUUUAUAUUUAAGGGUAUUGUAAGAAUAUUAUAAUAUCUUGAAUAUAUUAUAGAGGUAUAAUUUUUUUGAUAAAAUUGUGAAUCUUUUUAAUGUACAGUAAAAAUUUGUAUUUCAUUGAAUAAACCUGUUUCAGUUA